Molecule: messenger RNA, 435 nt
Organism: Cetraspora pellucida
Lineage: Eukaryota; Fungi; Glomeromycota; Glomeromycetes; Diversisporales; Gigasporaceae
Source: the annotation of a GenBank genome assembly
AUGAAUGCUUUAAGUGUAAAAACUAUUCUUCAUAAUCAUCAAUUUUGGCAAGAUGUAGAGAAAUUAGAAAUUAUUCUUGCAUCUGCUAAAAGAGCAAUUAAUGCAGUUGAAACAAAAUCAAGCAAUAUUGCAUUAUGUCAGCAUGUUAGAGUAUUUUUUAUUUUAAACUGGAUAAUUGAAAAAAAAGAACUAGAAGAUAAUAAUAAUGAAGAUGAAAAUAAAAAUAAAAAUAAAAAUAGUUUUGAUAUAAAUAAUGAAACAGAAGAAUCCAAUUUUGAUAAUUUGCUUAUAGCAGAAAUAAUAGAUUUAAAUUCUUAUAAUAUUAAUGAAAUUGAAAAUACUUUAUCUUUAAAUGAUAAUAUUAAACAAGAAUCAGAAUCUGAAAAAAAUUCAGAUAUUGAUUUUGAAUCAAUUUAUAAUAAAAAAUUUUAUUAA